CCGGCGGGUUAUGUGAUGAGUGGGAUGAUGCUGUGUUAUUAAAAUAUUUAUUAGUUAUUGCCUUUUUCCUCAAACUUCUCAGUACGUUUUUCCUAGGGUAUGUUGAGACAAUUUUCUUUCGUGAUCUACCUAACAAUUUCUUUUUGUGCUGCCUGAUUUAGUGAAAAGUUAAGGAUAUAGGCAAUGCAACGUUUGCUCCUCCUGGCAGUUUGUUGCUGCGCAUUGGCAGCAGCUGCUCCCAAGACAUCUGCUGCUCACAAAGGCCGUACAGUGGAAAAGAAACUCAGUGAUGAAGAGCACUUUGUCGAGGGCGAAGAACACAAUCCAGACUAUGAUCAUGAGGCAUUUUUAGGAGAGGAAGCCAAAGAGUUUGAUGAACUCACGCCGGAGGAAAGCAAGGAACGACUAGCGCUGAUCUACGACAAAAUCGACGCAAACCGUGACGGGAGGCUCACGGAGGAAGAGCUGACCAAGUGGAUAAAGUUCACUCAGGGCAAAUACAUCAACGAGGACGCUGAGCGACAAUGGCAGGCGCACACCACUAACGACAAGGACCACAUCACGUGGGAGGACUACAAAAAGUCCGUCUACGGCUUCACCGACGACUCGAACGACCAAGAGGACGAGGACGGGGACAGCUACAAAAAGAUGAUUGAGCGCGACCACAGGAGGUGGAGGACGGCCGACGCGGACGGCGAUGGCAAUCUGUCGCGCGAGGAGUUCGCUCACUUUCUUCAUCCCGAAGAGGUAGACCACAUGAAAGAGAUAGUCGUUAUUGAAACCAUGGAGGACAUCGACAAGAACAAGGACGGGAGAAUCACAGAGGACGAGUACAUCGGCGAUAUGUUCGACGCCGCGGGGGGCGGGGAGGAGCCAGAGUGGGUACAGAAGGAGCGCGAGCAGUUCAAAAACUACCGCGACAAGGACGGAAACGGAUACCUCGACAAGGAAGAGAUAUCGGCGUGGAUCAUCCCUCCUGAUUACGACCACUCGCUGGCCGAGGCCAAACACCUGAUUCUCGAGUCGGACACGGACCAGAACGGCGAGCUGACCAAGGAGGAGGUGCUCAACAAGUACGACGUGUUCGUCGGCUCACAGGCCACCGAGUUCGGCGAGGCUCUUUACAAACACGACGAGUUUUAGACAUCUGCAGAUGCCGCACAGGUUAAUAUUGAGCUUAUGAAAUAUGCAUGUUUACUUGCUUAUUUUUUCAACUGAUUCGUGUUACUAUUGGUGCGUAGAGUGAGAAGCGUUUAUCACAUGUGAAUCAGGUUCUCAACUGCUAGUCGUUGCGUAGGGGGCUUUUAGCGUUAGCCAGCACUGUUCGAUUUCCUAGCGCGAAAAAUACUUAAAUGGCUGUUCUUAACAUGCAUGUGCUGCUGUGAAUGCUUAUGUUCAACUUGGUCUACUGUUUAGUGUGUCUUGCGUGGGCAAUCGAGUCCUCACAACGUACUAUUACCGCCAGAGUGUUUAUACCGUUUGACUUGAGCAAAUAAAGUUUAUAUGAAAAA
Amphibalanus amphitrite is the source of this 1511-nucleotide messenger RNA. RefSeq names its product calumenin-like. Gene Ontology annotation, cellular component: endoplasmic reticulum. The record is from RefSeq and is a predicted model, not a curated record. The coding region runs from base 184 to 1143 and encodes 319 amino acids. Lineage: Eukaryota; Metazoa; Arthropoda; Thecostraca; Balanomorpha; Balanidae. Gene Ontology annotation, molecular function: calcium ion binding. The transcript has 8 exons.